This is a messenger RNA of Chelmon rostratus (copperband butterflyfish), 2774 nucleotides long. RefSeq names its product zinc finger protein 410 (gene znf410). The transcript has 12 exons. Bases 253 to 1599 code for a protein of 448 amino acids. Gene Ontology annotation, molecular function: DNA-binding transcription factor activity, RNA polymerase II-specific; RNA polymerase II cis-regulatory region sequence-specific DNA binding. Gene Ontology annotation, biological process: regulation of transcription by RNA polymerase II. The record is from RefSeq and is a predicted model, not a curated record. Lineage: Eukaryota; Metazoa; Chordata; Actinopteri; Chaetodontiformes; Chaetodontidae. Gene Ontology annotation, cellular component: PcG protein complex; transcription regulator complex.
CGUGUGUGUAUGUAAGAAGUCGCGGCUUCGCUGUAGUUUGACCGCGACUGGUGGCGACCAGAGCCUCCCACAACCGCCUGGUGUGAACAUCACCACCGGCGAGCGGCGGUCUGUCAGGCUAUGGCUGAUUCAACCGUCGUUACGCAUUGUGUGAUGGUGCUCACUCAAAGAUGACCUGCACCCUACGCCUAUGACCAACAGAGAAUCCAUACAUUUAGUAGGCCAACUUUGAGGUUCCACACAGGGUGACCGAUGCUUUCUGAUGAGCUUGACUCCAAACCGGAGCUGCUGGUGCAGUUUGUACAGAACGCGUCCAUCCCGUUGGUGCGGGGUCUGGAGGACUCAGAGUCCAAACACUCCUGCCUGCCUCUGCUGGCUCCAGCUGAGAGCUCACUGUGCAGCCCGCUGGAGCUCACAGAUGGAGGCCUAAGCCAUGAGCCUGAGAGUUCCCCCUCCCUGUCAGAGUUCGGAGGCGUGUCAGAGCGAAGCCCAUUAGUGGUCCAGACACACUCUCAUCCACAGGCCUCACCCAGCCCCCCACCCAUCCUCCAUGACCUACAACAGUCAGACAGCACUUCCUAUGUCUUACUGAAUCUUGCAAAAGGCAUCACAGCCUCUUCAGAGUCGCUGAUCUUCGCUGCAGAUGGCGCCGGGGAGGACGACGAUGAGGGGGUCUCAUCAGGGGACUACGGGAUGGAUGGCAGUGCUCCCUGGUAUCUGCGGGUACAGGAGCUGGCGCAUGACAGCCUUAUUGCCGCCACGCGGGCACAGCUGGCAAGAGAUGCCAAGGCCAGCCAGGACGCCAGAGCUGCAAGUGUCAGUAACGGUGACCACACACACAGCCCGACAUCAGACGGGGACAAGCGGGAGCUGCCGCCUCGGACCAGCCGCCCCCUCUCCAAGCAGAUCCUCCGCUGCUCAUUCGAGGGUUGCUGCAGGACGUUCACCUGGCCGGCUCAUCUCAAAUAUCACCUCAAAACACACAGGAACGACCGAAUGUUCAGGUGCAGCGCAGAGGGCUGCGGGAAGAGCUUCUACGUGCUGCAGAGGCUGCAGGUUCACAUGAGGACUCACAACGGCGAGAAGCCCUUCAUCUGCAAGGAGAAGAACUGUGGAAAGAAGUUCACCACCGCCGGAAACCUGAAGAAUCACAGGCGCAUACACACAGGAGAGAAGCCUUUUCUGUGCGAAGCAGAUGGUUGCGGGCGAUCCUUUGCAGAGUAUUCCAGUCUACGAAAACACAUGCUCGUACAUUCUGGUGAGAAGCCUCAUCACUGCGGGAUCUGUGGGAAGACUUUCUCUCAGUCUGGCAGCAGGAACGUCCACAUGAGGAAGAGGCAUGGCGAGGAGGGGCUCAGUACUGAAAGCAGAGAAACAGGAGAGGCUCUGACACAAAGCAGCCUGCUGGAGGCAGACGGUGAAAAUGGAGAUGGUAUGGUCACCAUGACAACAACCGUGGAGCCCAUGAAUCUUCACCACGCCAUGCUGAGAUCACCAGGCUCUGCAGACUCGGUGGUAGUUCUCUCUCAGCCACAUGAACUGGUUACCAUGUCGACGGAUGGCCACGCAUAUGGAGAAGAUGUGGUGGCGCUGCUGUAGUCUUGUAAAAUGUCGCACACUGCCUAUCUCAGCAGCACUAGAUUGACUGUCACAGUGUACCUAGCAUAGACAUCUAUAUGUAAAUAAAUUAACCAUCAAUUUUCAUCCCUGUAGAUAUUUGUAAUUAGCAAUCAAUGAUGGUUUUAUUUUGACAAGUGUGAAAUGGCAAAGUUUGUACAAAUAACCUUUUUCCUCAAGUUUUUGAAAACAAAUAGUCCCAAAGAAACACUGAGACGGGUUUAAAAGUUUGUGAAAAUAUACUGACCAUGCAUUAUGUGCAGUGUCAUUGUAAACAGAAGUCUGGGGCAGAAAUGCAGUGACAUUUUUCUGUAAUAAUUUUUUAAAAUAUCAUUGGCUGAUAGGAAUGACUGUCAAAUUGAAAUGUGUAUACCCCAUAAUCCUUAUUACUGAUAACAAAACACCUAACACGUGAAAAAUUGCUAAACCCCAGUCUAUCACUUUGCUGCAUGUAAACACUGGUCUUGCCAGCACAACCUGCCAGGCCACCCUGUUUAUCAGCCUGAGUAAAACACAGAAACCUUUAUCUGAAACCAACUGUGUACCCAGUGAUGCAUUUACUCAGUGUGUUACUGGUAACAUCUUUCACUCAAUUGUUAGCCUCAGUGCUUCACUCGGUCUCUGAGUAAGGCACACAUUGCUCAUUUACAGCUCAAUAUAUUCACACUUAAGAAUUGCUUUUCAAACAAAAUUAAGAAUUACUUGUGAGGUUAGUUCUGCUCUUGUGAAACAAACUGCAGAUGUCCGGGGACGUUUGAAAAGGUUGUGCACAUUGCUCCUGUUUGUUACUGAGCACUACCUAAGUCAGCAGUGUUUGUUCCUCUCUUCUCCUCAGUGGAUCUUCAGGUUGUGGAAGUGGUCCAACGUGGCGCCCAAAGCCCAGCUUGACUCCACGUUGUUCACUUUCUUGGUCAACUAGGAGGGAAAAAAAAAAAAAAAAACACCAAAUCACUCAAAUGCCUUUUGUAUUUAUUAAAAUAAAAAGUAACAGAAUUCUUGUGUAGAAUGUCCUGUUUUCACUCACUUUAUGUCAGAGCAUGAAUUGUGCUUUUUUUAUGAGGUCUGGGGCAUCAAUUGCUACAGGUUAAUGUGUCAAAGUGUGCUCUACAAUUUGAAAACCUUUUGUGUUUUAAAUGUCAAGGGUGAGAGAAAAGGCU